This is a messenger RNA of Babesia bigemina, 960 nucleotides long. RefSeq lists its product as hypothetical. Gene Ontology annotation, cellular component: plasma membrane. Lineage: Eukaryota; Apicomplexa; Aconoidasida; Piroplasmida; Babesiidae. Gene Ontology annotation, biological process: intracellular copper ion homeostasis; copper ion transmembrane transport. Gene Ontology annotation, molecular function: copper ion transmembrane transporter activity. The transcript has a single exon. The record is from RefSeq and is a predicted model, not a curated record. Bases 1 to 960 code for a protein of 319 amino acids.
AUGGGUGGGAUAUUAAGGACAUUGUAUGCGGCUUGCAUUGCGCACAUUCUUUUCUUUUGCUCGGAAUCUAGUGGUAUUAUAACCCAAAAGACAAAUUCGCUUGACUUGGAGACGGCCACAGAGAAUGGCGUUGCCCUGUUGCCGCAUCUUGUUACUGGCGAUGCAAAUGGGACAAAGAACCCAAUGUUGACAACAUUACGAGAGGAAUUGCACGAUAGUGUGACAGUUACGUUGGAUUCCAGUAUGAAAAUGGUCCCAUCUGCACAUUGCAGCGGUAAAGAGGUUGAGGAAUGUGAUCCAUCGCGCGAAAAUUGCGCAAGUAAGGUUGAAAAUAACAAUGGCACAGACAUUCCUCUUGUAUUGUCUGCAACAGGGUACAGUUGUGAUGGGAAUAAACAACAAUUGCACUCUGACAAGGGUGCAGGAUCGGUGAUAUGCAAUUUGAAAAAUAAAGCAUUACCACUAGCUGCACGUGGUUAUCAGGGGAGAGCGUGUUGUGUUACAAAUGCGAAUAAUUUGAAGGAUACGACAUGUAGAGACGCGGGUGCGUCAUGCGGCAUGGCAGCUUACUUUGAGAACAGCUGUCAGGCUACUAUUCUUUUUCACUUUUGGAGGACAACAACAGUGCUAAACUACACCGUUACUUUGAUAAUUAUAUUCCUUUUGUCAUUGUUUACUGUGAUGUUGAAGGCUUUAAGAAAGAAGGCUAAUACAGCACUGACCAAUAUGAACACUUGUCCCUAUGUGUUGAGGCAGUUAGCCAUGUUCGUCAUCGCCUAUGCAGUCAUUUUGAUGGAUUUCUGUAUGAUGCUUGUCGUUAUGACAUUCAACGUUGGAAUAGUUCUUGUCGCCUGCACGGGCUAUGCAUUAGGCUACCUCUUGACUUGCUUUAGACCCACAUCGUCAACAAACGUUGCAGAAUCAGAGUCACCAAUCGAGUGCGAUGCCGACUGCUGUUAG